AUGUCUUCUAGAUUUUCGACUGCUGUCUUAACCGCUGCCAAGCGUAUGAACUUGGCUCGUCCUUUUUCUGCAAGAAUGGCGUCAACCAAGACCAUGACGGUCAGAGAAGCGUUGAACAGCGCCAUGGCGGAGGAAAUGGAUCGUGACGAUGAUGUUUUCAUCAUUGGUGAAGAAGUUGCGCAGUAUAACGGUGCUUAUAAGGUCACUAAAGGCCUUUUAGACCGUUUUGGCGAACGUAGAGUCGUGGACACACCUAUCACCGAGAUGGGGUUCACCGGUCUGUCUGUUGGUGCCGCUCUUAAGGGUUUGAAACCCAUUGUUGAGUUCAUGUCUUUCAACUUUUCUAUGCAAGCUAUCGACCACGUUGUUAACUCUGCUGCCAAGACAUACUACAUGUCUGGUGGUACUCAAAAAUGUCAAAUUGUCUUUAGAGGUCCCAACGGUGCCGCUGUCGGUGUUGGAGCACAACACUCCCAAGAUUACUCAGCUUGGUACGGUUCUAUCCCCGGUUUGAAGGUCUUAGUUCCAUACUCUGCUGAGGAUGCGAGAGGUCUAUUGAAGGCGGCCAUCAGAGAUCCUAACCCUGUCGUUUUCCUUGAAAAUGAAUUGCUUUACGGUGAAUCGUUUGAGGUUUCGGAAGAAUGUUUGUCUCCAGAUUUUACUUUGCCCUACACUUCCAAAAUCGAAAGAGAAGGUACUGAUAUUUCGAUUGUGACUUACACCAGAAACGUUCAAUUUGCUUUGCAAGCUGCUGAGAUCUUGGAUAAACAACAUGGUGUGUCAGCUGAAGUUGUUAACUUACGUAGUAUCAGGCCAUUGGAUGUUGAAGCGAUUGUUAAAACCGUGAAAAAGACUAACCAUUUGAUUACUGUUGAGUCAACUUUCCCUUGUUUCGGUGUCGGCUCUGAAAUUGUCGCCCAGGUUAUGGAAUCAGAAGCUUUUGAUUACUUAGAUGCACCAGUUCAAAGAGUUACAGGUGCUGAUGUUCCAACUCCAUAUGCUAAGGAAUUGGAAGAUUUCGCCUUCCCAGAUCCAGACACCAUUAUUCGUGCGGUCAAGAAAGUGCUGUCUAUUGAAUAG
This is a messenger RNA of Lachancea fermentati, 1080 nucleotides long. NCBI's taxonomy places the organism in Eukaryota, Fungi, Ascomycota, Saccharomycetes, Saccharomycetales, Saccharomycetaceae. The record is from the annotation of a GenBank genome assembly.